CAAACACAUGUUAAUUUUUCCGAUUUUUUCUGUCUUUACCGGUGUUGCGUUGCAAAGGGUUACUGAGUUACCAGUAACCAACACCCACUUGUUGAUAGAAAUACGAGUGCAACAUGUCUCAGGUGCAUGUGAAGGAAGAGUAUGAAUAUGAAGAGUUACUCGAGGAUGUGUACUGUAAAGAGGAACCCUGUACUGACGAGGAUGCGGCGCGACAUGAGCUAUAUGCCGACCACCAGGUGAAGGGCGAGCUCGUGCUCGGCCCGGAGGUGAUGUUCCCUCCCGAUAAAGCACAUGCGGCACAAGUUGCCCUAGCAUUGGAAGGAAGAAGAGAAUCGUUCCCGGAAAAAUCUUCCAAGAAUGAGCCAAGUCAGGUUUCAAUGUGUCUCAAACAAUUUGAACUACAAGACUGUGUUGUGCGACUCGAACGCAUACCGCUUUCAUCCCUCGAUAAUGGCAACAUAUCUGAAUAUGCAAAAGACUCAAGGCUUUCCCAUGCUAACGAUGAUAAUAAAUCAAGAAAGUACACAAAUAACAUUAAUAAGGAAGUGAGUAAGUCCAAAAUGUACAUUUGCGAUACAUGCAACAAAACAUUCAUGAAAAGAAAGCCAUUUCUCCAUCAUUUGCGUAUACAUAACAAACCUUACGCUUGCGAUAUAUGUAAAAGAAAGUUUUCAACACGUAAGUGUUUAAGAAUACAUGAGUUAGUACACACAGAACUGCGUUUCUCUUGCAAAGUGUGUAACAAAAACUUUACAACGCAGAAAGCUUUAAAAAGACACGAAAAAAAGCAUUUGUCUUGUGAUGUAUGUUGUAGAAAGUUCACGUGGAAAUCUAGUUUGAUCAGACAUAGGCUAAUACAUAGCGGAGAGAAACCGUAUCACUGUGAAAUAUGUAAUACGCAUUUCAGAUACAAGAACGCAUUAGCUAUUGAUAUUCGACAACACAAUGGUCAGAUUCUAUACUCCUGCGAAAUAUGCGAAAAUAAGUUUUUAUCUCACUCCAAUUUAUGCAGACAUAAGCUGACACACACUAAAAAGGAUAUUUAUGCAUGUGACAAGUGUGGCAAAAAGUUUUUAUAUGCUUCGACCUUCGACAAUCAUAAAAAUAUUCACAACAGAGAAGAAACAUUCCAAUGUGAUAUAUGUGAGAAAAAGUGUACCACCAAGAAAAGUAUAAUCAAGCAUUUGUCAACGCAUUUGAAGGACCGACCUUUUCCUUGCAAUAUGUGUACCAAAAAGUAUUUUAGUAAAGGGGAAUUAACUCUGCAUAUACUUACUCACACCAGCGAAAAGCUAUUCGCGUGCGAUAUUAGCGAAAAGCUAUUCGCGUGCGAUAUUUGCGAAAAGGCGUUCAAGUGCAAACGUUAUUUAUUAAGCCAUCAUCGCCUAUUUCAUAGUGGGAAGAAACCACAUUUUAGUCAAGGUGAAACUAAAAAGCCUCACAGCUGCGAAAUAUGUGGAAACAAGUUUAGAAUGAAAUCACAUUUAACAAGACAUCAGCUGAUUCAUACUGGAGAGAAACCACAUAGUUGUGAAAUAUGUAAAAAGUGCUUCAGACACGAAUCAACGUUAACCUGUCAUAUGAGAACACACACUGGUGAGAAGCCGUACAAAUGCGCAGUGUGUAAAAAACGAUUCGCCACAAGUAGCAACUGGAAUCAGCAUAAGCGACAAGCACAUAAGUAACAUAAUGAUUGUGAUCUAGAAACCGCAAACCCAGCAUAAAGACAAACUCUUUUGUUAGGACAAAUUUCUCAUCUCUAAAUAUGUUAAUAUUAAAUAAUUACAACAUCAGUAUUGAUUUUAUAAUAACAUUUCAAAUUUCGAUCCACUCUGAAAAACAAAGCAAUUGAUUUGACCUCUAUUCUAAUAUCAGUCGAGGUUUUAUACGAAAUAAAGUGUUCAUUGCAAACAAUUUCGACAAGUUUCGCUUGUUACUUGAUAUUGAACGAUAUGAGAGUUGGGGUCUAUUCUAGUUUCUCUCUAUAUUAAAAAAAAUACAGUAGCGUGACAUGCAUGGCAAAAAGUUUUCAUUUGG
This is a messenger RNA of Cydia fagiglandana, 2037 nucleotides long. Its product is annotated as zinc finger protein 345-like. The transcript is spliced from 2 exons. The record is from RefSeq and is a predicted model, not a curated record. NCBI's taxonomy places the organism in Eukaryota, Metazoa, Arthropoda, Insecta, Lepidoptera, Tortricidae. Gene Ontology annotation, molecular function: RNA polymerase II cis-regulatory region sequence-specific DNA binding; DNA-binding transcription factor activity, RNA polymerase II-specific. Gene Ontology annotation, biological process: regulation of transcription by RNA polymerase II. Bases 114 to 1685 code for a protein of 523 amino acids.